Messenger RNA from Drosophila grimshawi, 1829 nucleotides. It is a transcript of the gene Nmda1, whose product is annotated as protein lifeguard 1. Lineage: Eukaryota; Metazoa; Arthropoda; Insecta; Diptera; Drosophilidae. Bases 174 to 1169 code for a protein of 331 amino acids. The record is from RefSeq and is a predicted model, not a curated record. Gene Ontology annotation, cellular component: membrane. The transcript is spliced from 5 exons.
ACUAAGAAACACAAUUUUCUAGAAACCACACAACAAAAAAGCAGUUGUGGGAAUUGUUUCACUUGUUUAUAUUUUUAUUGUGCGCAUUAAGGAAGCGGUUGAUUGAUCCUCCCUUGUAGCUAAUCUGUAGGAGCAGAUUGUUCAGUUCAGAAAAGCAAAAAACAGAGCAAAAAAUGUCGUGGCAAAGUGUCCCCCAAUAUCCUCAAUACCAAGAUCCCAAUCAGCAGUACAACUACGGCGGUGGUUAUCCACCACAAGGUGGCUAUCCGCCACAGGGUGGCUAUGGCGGUGGUUACCCGCAAGGACCGCCACAGGGAGGCGGUUAUCCGCCGUACGGUCAGGGUGGCGGUCAGCCGUAUCCUCAGGGACCAUACGGCCAGGAUCCAUAUGGUCAGGGUCAACCACCCGGUGGAUAUGCGCCCCAACCGGGUUUCAUUCAACCACCGCCAUCGACUGGCUACGGCGCCUACGAUGAUCCCGAGGGUCAGCCCAAGAACUUCUCUUUUGACGAUCAGAGCAUCCGUCGCGGCUUCAUACGCAAAGUUUACAUUAUUCUAAUGGGUCAACUCUUGGUGACGUUUGGAGCUGUUGCACUGUUUACCUUUCACGAGGGCACCAAGCGAUUUGUACAAAAGAAUAGCUACCUCUUUUGGGUGGCGCUGGCUGUUGUGAUUGUGACCAUGUUGUGCAUGGCCUGCUGCGAGAGCGUUCGACGUCAGACACCAACCAACUUUAUAUUCCUCGGCUUGUUUACAGUGGCGCAAUCGUUCCUCUUGGGCGUAUCUGCCAGUCGCUUCGGUCAACAAGAGGUUCUAAUGGCUGUGGGCAUAACGGCUGCUGUUUGUCUCGCUUUGACAAUCUUUGCCACGCAAACCAAGGUGGACUUUACCAUGAUGGGCGGCAUCUUAGUCGCUUGCAUGGUCGUCUUUAUAAUCUUUGGCAUUGUGGCCAUAUUUGUAAAGGGCAAAAUUAUAACGCUUGUAUAUGCAUCGAUUGGUGCGCUGCUCUUCUCGGUGUAUCUGAUAUAUGACACCCAGCUGAUGAUGGGCGGUGAUCACAAGUACUCGAUUAGUCCCGAGGAGUAUAUAUUUGCUGCACUGAAUCUUUACUUGGAUAUAAUCAACAUCUUCAUCUACAUUCUAACCAUAAUUGGCGCCUCGCGCGAUUAGAAUCAGGCGCACAAUUAACAACAUUUUGGUUAGAACUUAUUUUGAUUUUAAUCGGCAGCUUAUUAAUGUUUUGCUUCCUAUUACUAGUUACGAUAAUCGCGUAAUCUCAUUUGAAAGCGUUCAGAUAUUAUUGUAUUAAUCUAUUUGGUUGCUGUAUACAUCAAGUAUUUGUUUUCAGUACUUUGUGUUAUCAAUUAACUAAUUUCCUUAUAUAGAUUGUAUUAAUGUUAAGGUGAAAUGAACGGAAAAAAAUUCUUAAGUUGUUAUGCAUAAAAACAAAAAUAUGCACAUAUUUAGUUUUCAUAUGAUAAUAAUAAUAAUAUGUACUUCAAAAUUUGUUAAAGCUCUGCAUACCUGAUAUUGAUUCGAUUGAUGGAUGAUUCCAAACCAAAUAAUUACCACAUACAAACAAUAAAUAGUCGUGUACGUAUUCACAUAAUAAUACAAUACAAUAAUUAUAUACAUACCUCUCUACAUAUAUUUAUGCAGCGUUGCGUCGCCUCGCUUGCAGUUGUUAAUCAUAUACAGAAAAAAAAACAAUGUUUAUUAAAUGCAGACUUGUAAGGAAAAACAGAAACCCCCCAAAGAAUAUUCUACUAUAUACUGUGCAACGACACAGCUCAAAAGUCAACAAUAAAGCGAAUCUAUUUAUUUAUUUAA